AAGGAGUCAGAAAAAAUAAAAAAUAAAAAUACAAUUAAUUUUGAUGUUUUUAGCAAAAUAUAGUAAAAAUGUAUUUAGUUUUUUUUUUUUUAAUUAAUAAAUAUAUUUAUUUGUAGGUAAGAUAAACAUAAUAAUACAAUUUAUCUCUAGUCUGGAUGAUUUAGUUCUUGUCACCCUGUUGUCCUCCCGUCGUGGAAAAAAGGCUGUCCUCACUCAGGUCCGCAUGGAGCUGGAGGGGGCGUGGCCUCCAGCUCCGCUGAAAAUCGGGAGGUUUUCGGGAGAGGCACUGAAUUUCGGGAGUCUCCCGAAAAUUUCGGGAGGGUUGGCAAGUAUGCUUAAAGGGGAACAUUAUCACAAUUUCAGAAGGGUUAAAACUAAGGCUGAAACGACGCGUCGACGUAGUCGACGUCAUCGGUUACGUAAAUAUGUCGACGUCAUUUUUGUGCGUCGGCGCGUCGCAUAUUUACGUCACACAACUGUCAUGGCGGAGCGCAGAGCAAACGAUGCGAGCGAGGGGAAAAAAACACGCCAAAAGUCGUCAAAAGUGUGGGAGUAUUUUAAUAAACGGCCUAAUGUUGUUUUAUGCACACUGUGUCGAGCGGAAAUGGCGUAUCACAGCAGCACAACGGCUAUGAACGAGCAUCUAAAAAGAAAACAUCCGACAGCGUUCUUCCCAUCACCAUCAACGAGUCAAUCAUCCGCCAAACGACAAAGCAGUGUCCAGGAUUUUUUUCCAAAGAGGCAUGGGACUGAAUGCACACCCCAAGUGGCCGCUGACCUGACUGAUGGUGUCCUGGAAAUGAUGGUCAUAGACAUGAGGCCAUUAAAUAUGGUAGAAGGGGAAGGGUUUCAAAAAAUGAUCAAACGGUUUCACUCUGGCUACACACUACCAUCAAGAACCCACUUCACUAAGCUUAUGGAGCAAAAAUACACAAAGAAAAUGAAUGAAGUCAAAGCAAUCCUGAAAAAUGUGAAAGGAAAACUGACACUCACAACUGAUGCAUGGACAAGUAUGGCCACUGAAGCUUACCUUGGUGUCACCAUUCACUUUGUUAAUGAUGAGUGGGAGCUUACCUCAAUUAACUUGACAACAAUGCCCCUCAAUGAAAAGCACACUGCAGAAAACAUUGCCUCUUGGAUUGAGGAUGUUGUCAAUAAGUUUGAAAUAAACAUAAAACUAGUACAAGUCAUUGUACAUGACAAUGCUGCAAAUGUUGUUGCAGCUUUAAGAGUUCUUGAGGAAAGACAUGGUGUUUCAUCCCUCAGAUGUGUUGGCCAUACUCUACAGCUUGUAGUUAACCAUGCUCUAAAGGACAACCACAUCAGCAGAGCUUUAGGAGCAGCAAGAAGUUUGGUCGAGCACUUCAGAAAAAGUGAGCUAUCCAGUACAAAACUAAAGGUUAAGCAAAAACAAAUGGGUUCUCCAGACCACAGCCUCAUACAAGAUGUGUCUGUGAGAUGGAACAGUUCCUUUUACAUGAUUAGUCGCCUGCUUGAGCAGAGGUGGCCAAUAACAGCAACUCUGUCAGAUCCGGAGGUCACUCAAAGAGGGAAGCAUUUUCUGGAUCUUAAGGCUGACCAGUGGAGCUUGCUUGAAGAACUUGAACAAGUUCUGAAACCUUUUGAAUGUGCAACUGUGUACCUGAGUGGAGAAUCUUAUGUAACAGUUUCCGCUGUCCCUCUGCUGGUCAGAGGGCUUCGGAAGGCUACACAAACUGCUUUUGAAAAUGCAUCAAUCAAGUGUUUCCAGGUCACUGCUGCACGUGAGAUAACAUCCAGGUGGGAAGCCGAGACCACAUUCAAAGAUGAUGGACCAAAUGUGUGCAUAUUAGCAGCUGCACUUGACCCACGAUUCAGGAAGCUGAAAUUCCUGACUGCAGAUGAGUGUUUAAAAGUUCAAUACAAGCUGCAUGCAAUAGUUCUGGAGGAGAAAAGAAGGGAAAAGGAGACAGACGCUCAACAGGGCACAGCAAUGCAAGUGGAAAGACCAGAUGCUGACAGGCGGCCUGUAUCUUUACUAGACACACUUCUUGGCUCAGAUUCAGAUGAACUCAGCAACAAUGAGGAAGACAACAAUGACAGUAAUGAUGCUGAAAUGGUCAGAAACGAGUUAGUGUCUUAUUUUGGAGAAUCCCCCAUUUCCAAGGAUGAAAACCCAUUAAAAUGGUGGAAAGAACAUCAGGCAAGGUUUCCAAAUCUGGCAAUGCUGGCUCGGUCUUACCUCUCAGUUCCAGCCACAUCGACCCCUUCUAAGCGCCUAUUUUCAGCUGCUGGGAAUAUUGUAAACAAGAAAAGAACCAGCCUCACCCCAGAGCAUGUAGACAUGCUAACCUUUCUUCAUUACAACUGUUAGUCACUCACUGGAAUGAGUAGAAUUGGUUAUAGUGUACUGUGUUGGACUGGAUGUUUAUUUUGCACAUUUUAAAAGCAAUACUUAAUGUUCACAGUGCUCCAGAAUAUUUAGAUUGGCACAAAUGUUUACAGUGUUACAGAAUGUUUUGCCAUGUUUUCAAUGUUGACUGAGUGGCCAUACUUUUUUUUUUUGUAAAUAAAAGCCAUGCCUUUUGAAAAAACUGGCCUAAAUUUAUUUUUUUCAUCUUAAUUUUAAAUAAAAAAAAUAAUCGGUAAAAGGAAAAAUAAUCUAUAGAUUAAUCGAAAAAAUAAUCUAUAGAUUAACCGAUUAAUCGAAAAAAUAAUCUAUAGAUUAAUCGAUAGAAAAAUAAUCGUUAGCUGCAGCCCUAGUUAAAACCAUUAAAAAUC
Messenger RNA from Nerophis lumbriciformis (worm pipefish), 2760 nucleotides. RefSeq names its product E3 SUMO-protein ligase ZBED1-like. Gene Ontology annotation, molecular function: DNA binding; protein dimerization activity. Lineage: Eukaryota; Metazoa; Chordata; Actinopteri; Syngnathiformes; Syngnathidae. The record is from RefSeq and is a predicted model, not a curated record.